AUGGCACUUCUUUCUGUCUUAUAUCGACGACCUAAGAAGGUCGACCCUGAAACCUAUCGUCAGCGCCGAGAAGCUUUGGAAGAAGCUGCUGAGGCAUCCGUUAAGUCGGGAGUUUCUGGCGUAUCGGCUGGCAUUCCAGAUGCUUUGAGUUUUGAUAGAAUCAUCAAUGGCGGCACCUGUCCUCCCAUGGCUAUCCGCGAUUUCAUGAAUUACCUCGUCUAUGUUGAGCACGGAGCCGAAAACCUCCAGUUCUAUCUUUGGUUCAAGAACUACGAGAAACGCUUCGCCGAGGCCAAGACCAGCGACAUUGCCCUGGCUCCUGAGUGGACUCAGGCCAUGGAGGACGAAGUUGUUGCCAAAGCUCGAAAGGAACAUUUCGAAAAAAUGAAGCGAGAGCCUGCAACCGCAGCCGCCAUCUUCAAUGGGACCGAUUUUGAGAAGCAUUCCGACAAGAAGGCCAACCCAUUCAACACUCCCCCUAGAUCUCCAAACGGUGUCCCGGAUCAGGACGGGCUGACGACAUGGGAGUCUAUGACGUGUGGUGGCACCUCCAACGCCAGUUCGCGUACACAAGCUGCAGAAGCUUUCCUUUCGGCUGGUGCUAAACUUCCAUUCAGCAUUCAGCCCUUCCAUCAGGAGGUCAAUCGCAUAAUAACAAGCUACAUCAUGGACGGCGCUCCACGGCAACUUAACUUGGCUGCAUGGGAGCAGAAAGCAACCGUUCAAGCGCUCUCUUAUACGUCGCAUCCGUCAGCCUUUCGAAUUCUCUUCAAAAGUGUUGACUCGGCACUUCGACUCCAGUCACACCCCAACUUUAUUCGGUGGUCCAUCUGCAACGGCAAUCUCCCUCGUGUCUGGUUCGCUCGCUUCCUUGGUGUCGCUCUCAUCCUAAUAGGAUUUGCCGUUGCCAUCGUUCUCACUCUGAGCAAGGCAGGACGCGGCUACCGAGUCCUUCCGCUCAUUGCCUGGGCUUUGGGAAUGAGCACAUUGGUAGCCGCCUACAAGGGCAUGUGUGUUGUUUUGCACGGUUUGCACCACCGCCAUGUCCGCCCGUGGGAGCUUUUCACCCAGGAUGACGGAGAGGAAUUCGGCAUGUGCACUAUGGAAUCAUUUGGCUCCAACAAUAGCUAUGAGGAUGAGCCAUGGGUAGUCAAGUAUCAAGAACGGAACAUUGUCCGUAAAAUCUUUGACCGCGAGAUAUGGAUCCAGGAACCUGCUCUGAGGCAAAUCCAAGAUACCAUCUUCCUCCAAGCACUGCUUGCCGGCUUGUUUUUCGGUCUCAUUUUCAUGGCAGUUUUUCUUGCCGUGCCAGGAGGCCACUUCUUUUAG
This is a messenger RNA of Trichoderma virens Gv29-8, 1329 nucleotides long. RefSeq lists its product as uncharacterized. The transcript is spliced from 3 exons. NCBI's taxonomy places the organism in Eukaryota, Fungi, Ascomycota, Sordariomycetes, Hypocreales, Hypocreaceae. The record is from RefSeq and is a predicted model, not a curated record. The coding region runs from base 1 to 1329 and encodes 442 amino acids.